UAUACCACACACAAACAUACACACAUUACCAAACAACAUUGUACUAAUAUUAUAUGGAAAACAGUUAUGUUGGUCAACAAGAGCAAUGCUUCUCUUCCAUUGACCAAGUGUCUUACAGAGGCGUCCGCCAGAGAAAAUGGGGCAAAUGGGUGUCGGAGAUACGAGAACCCGGUAAGAAAACCCGGAUUUGGCUCGGGAGCUAUGAGACAGCCGAGAUGGCGGCAGCGGCCUACGACUCUGCAUCUCUUUAUCUCCGAGGGUGUGGGUCUCAUCUGAACUUCCCCGAGCUUGCCCACAGCUUUCCUCAACCGGCAAGCUCCAGUUCCAAUCACGUUCAAGCUGCUGCUCAAGAGGCAGCACUAAUGUUUAAACCGGAUGGGUCUAAUGAACCAGAACUCGGUUCUAGUCAGGGGCUUUCUCGGGUCGGAUCGUCUCCGGAUCAGAUUCAGGCGAUUAAUGAAUUUCCAUUGGACUCUCCGAGGUUGGGAUGGAUGCAUGACUUGGCAGUUAAUGAUUGUGCAGAGUUGUACGGACAUUAUUUUGUCCAAUACGAUAGGGAUGAUUUUUAUGAAAUGCAGCACCAACAGUCCAUAUGGGAUUUUAGUUGAUAUUAAUCUGCUAAAUUACUGAAAAAAUUACUCGAUUCUUUUUAU
Molecule: messenger RNA, 653 nt
Organism: Camelina sativa (false flax)
Lineage: Eukaryota; Viridiplantae; Streptophyta; Magnoliopsida; Brassicales; Brassicaceae
Source: RefSeq, a predicted model, not a curated record